AUGCUUCCAAUAGAAAAAGAAAAUUCAAGAGUUGCUACAACUAAACCAUUAGAUGAACUUUUUACUAAUGUCGGUCAAAAGUUUGAGACAGAGACCGUAAAGCAUGAAGGCUAUCGUUUUGACUACCCAUUAAGAUGGCUAAGAGACCCAUCUGUCACAAAAGCUAUUGGCUUUCGUAGAAUGAAGUUCAUUUCAGAAGCCAUACAUGGUUUCCCAUUUACGGUCGGUUUUGAAGUUCGAUACUAUAACAAAGAAAAACGUAUGUAUGAGAAAUUUGAACAGGGAAAACUUUUACAAGUUAGUUUGCUUGUAAACUUAGAAACAACUCUUCAAGCUUUUCAAGAAAAAAUAAACGAUAUCUAUAUCGAAUAUGCAAAACAGUAUAACAUUGACGAAGGAGAGUACCAUCUCGAUAUUAUUUAUGACAGGAAAAAUGCAACUGUUAAAAUCAAUAGAAUAGAAGACCUUGGAGAAAACGUUUAUAUUUCUACAAAAUAUAACAACUUGGCAUGGUAUAGAUUUCUGAGGAUGUUAAAUCAGCCUGCAGCAUAUCCAGUACACCCAGACUUUUAUGAAGUCGAAAACCCUAAUGGAACAUAUGAAAAUGUUUUCGACCAAGAUGCUAUUAUUGUUCAUGCUUCAUUUUCUGGCGCCCAAAACUCUUUCUUAUGCUUG
Messenger RNA from Trichomonas vaginalis G3, 675 nucleotides. RefSeq lists its product as uncharacterized. Lineage: Eukaryota; Parabasalia; Trichomonadida; Trichomonadidae. The record is from RefSeq and is a predicted model, not a curated record. The transcript has a single exon. The annotation marks the transcript as partial.